AUGCGCCUGCGCAUGUUGUUGGUCCUUUUCUUCCUGCUCGUGCUUCUGGGCAUUCUUGGGUUUGCUCCCAUUGAUUUGCAAGGCAAGAUCAACGACAAGGUUCUCCAUUACUUUGCUUUCACGAUCCUCGCCAUCUGCCUAUACUUCUUGUGGGAUCUGUCGUAUAAACGAAACCUAAUAUUGGCAGGCAUCGUCCUGUACUCCUUUGCCAUUAUAAGCGAAUGUGUUCAAGGGCUUUUACCGUACCGUACGUUCGAUGGAUACGAUAUCUUGGCUAAUGUGUUGGGCGGCUCAACAGGUCUGUUGAGUGCGUUUUUAAUUGAUUAUUUCUUUACUUCUCGGCAAGAGCACAAGCGGCGAUGGGGUGGCAAACGAGAAGCCGAAUACCAACGAGCAUUAAUGGACGAAAUGGAUUUGGGCGAAGAGGAAAUAGAGAGCGAUGAUGAUCGAUAUAAUAACCAUGUCGACGAGGAACGACGACGCAUGCUGCCGUGA
Molecule: messenger RNA, 495 nt
Organism: Zychaea mexicana
Lineage: Eukaryota; Fungi; Mucoromycota; Mucoromycetes; Mucorales; Lichtheimiaceae
Exons: 2
Coding region: 1-495 (164 amino acids)
Source: RefSeq, a predicted model, not a curated record